Arabidopsis thaliana (thale cress) is the source of this 701-nucleotide messenger RNA. It is a transcript of the gene TIM8, whose product is annotated as translocase inner membrane subunit 8. The record is from RefSeq and is marked reviewed. Gene Ontology annotation, cellular component: mitochondrial intermembrane space. The transcript has 2 exons. Lineage: Eukaryota; Viridiplantae; Streptophyta; Magnoliopsida; Brassicales; Brassicaceae. Bases 198 to 431 code for a protein of 77 amino acids.
AUUUGAUCUCAAUAUGAUUAUUUAACUGUUGGGCUUUUAAUGGGGGUUUUGGCCCAAUAAGUAAGUAAGCGGCGUCUCUUGAACUUUAUUGUAGCCUUUUGGGGUUUUUGAGAAAAGUUUUUAGGGUUUUCAGUCGCUGAGAACAAUUUUCUUCUCCUUCUUCUUCUUCAAGCAGAGACGCUCUCAGCUCACCAGACAUGGAUCCUAGCAUGGCAAACAACCCGGAAUUGCUUCAAUUCCUCGCCCAAGAGAAAGAAAGAGCAAUGGUGAACGAAAUGGUGUCGAAGAUGACAAGUGUGUGCUGGGACAAAUGCAUCACAAGCGCACCGGGAAGUAAGUUCAGCUCAAGCGAGAGUUCUUGCCUCACUCAUUGUGCUCAACGCUACAUGGAUAUGAGUAUGAUCAUCAUGAAACGCUUUAAUUCGCAGUAAAAUUGAUUGGAGGAUAUCAUACUUGUUGGAAUUUUAAUUUAUCCUUUUUUUGUUUCUCUUGGCAAGUGUUGAAAUCCCUUUUAUUACUCUAGUGAUCUUGCAAGAGUAUUCUCGGAUAAGUGUUUUAGGUGUUUCUUUAUGGUUAUGUGAUUGAGAUUGUUAUUGAUGGCUAGUAAUAUAUUAAGAGACAAGUGUUGAAUAAUGUGGUUUUAAUAAGGAGGGUUGUACAAGGGUUGGGUUGAAACAAUGAAACUUGCUAAGUCACAUAGA